AUGAAUUCUGAACGUUUGAACUGGUACGCUAGUGUCCUUUGGUUCACACUUUUCGUGUUGAAAAAAUUUCUAUAUUGGCCCGAGGAUACCGUUCCUAAAUUGGUCUCUCCCGCUUAUUAA
Molecule: messenger RNA, 120 nt
Organism: Funneliformis mosseae
Lineage: Eukaryota; Fungi; Glomeromycota; Glomeromycetes; Glomerales; Glomeraceae
Source: the annotation of a GenBank genome assembly